Brassica oleracea var. oleracea is the source of this 3575-nucleotide messenger RNA. RefSeq lists its product as uncharacterized. Bases 260 to 3481 code for a protein of 1073 amino acids. The transcript has 5 exons. The record is from RefSeq and is a predicted model, not a curated record. Lineage: Eukaryota; Viridiplantae; Streptophyta; Magnoliopsida; Brassicales; Brassicaceae.
AACAGUUAAUCUAACGCAACACAUUUUCUUCAAAGAGAGAGGAGGCAUCGAGAGGGCAAAAGCACUAAAGAGGUCUCUCUUAUCUCGCCGCCGCCGUCGUCAAAUCUCGCCGGAGAUCUGCAUCAAUCCGCCGCCGUUUUCCAAUCCGCCGAAGUCUUGCUCCGUUUCGCGGCGCCAAACCUUCGAUUAGGGUUUCCGAUUUCGAAAUCGAAGAAGAAGAAGAAUAUCAAUUGGGGGGGGGGGGUUUGCGAUUUGGGAGAUGCCGAGGAGCACGAGGCACAAAUCGAGCAAGCACAAGGACGCGAGAGACCACUCCGAUUCGGAGAAGGAGGAGAAGAAGAGCAGCAGCAGCGCGAUUAGGGUUUCUGGGGAGAAGCGAGGGAAGGAGUAUUACGAUAAUGGAGAGUACUAUGAGGAGUACACGUCAUCUUCUUCGAAGAGGAGGAGAGGGAAGGGAGGGGAGAGUGGGAAGGAGGAUGAGAGAGGGGAGAGCUCGAAGAAGAGCAAGGUGUCUAGUGAGAAGAGUAGUAGUAGGAGGAGGGAUGAAGGGGAUGGGGAGGAGGUGAGGAAGAGUAGCAGUGGGAAGCAUAGGGAGUCUAGUAGGAGGGAGAGCAAGGACGUUGAUAAGGAUAAUAAGAAGUCUAAGGAGAGUAGAAGUGAUAAGCUUUAUGAUGCGGAUGAUCACCAUAGAUCCAAGGGCCUCUCUGAUAAAACUGAGUCGAAAGCUGAGGAUCAGCAAAGGAGUCUAGGCACUGAAAAUCAUACUGAGAAGCGAUCAAGGCGUAAGAGGGAUGAUCAUGGAGUUGGAGACAAGAAUCAAGAUAACAGUGAUGAUGACUACAUUAAAGACGGAAAACACAGAGGAGAGAAGUCCGGAGACAAAUAUCUGGAAGACAAGGAAGAAGACGUCAAACAGAUAAGUGAAAAGCAGAGAGAAGACCGACCUACUAAAGAGCAUCAUAGGGCUGAUGCAAAGCUCCUCCCAGACGAAAGUAAAAGGAAGUCCAAAGUACAGGAUGCUGACCAUGGUCAUGAGCCUGACAGUGAACUUGAUGGAUAUAACGAGCGUGAACGGGACCGCGAACGUGGUCGGGAUCGUGAUCGUGACCGUGACUAUGAGCGAGACAGGGAGCGUGAUAGGGAUAGGGAACGUGAUCGAGAUCGUCGGGAUUAUGAGCAUGAUCGUUACUAUGGAAGGGAUUGGGACCGUGAUAGGAGUAGAGAUCGUGACAGGGAUCAUGAUAGGGAUAGGACUCAUGAGAGAGAGAAAGACCGUAGUAGCCGUGACUAUUAUCAUGAAGGGAGACGAAGUAAAAGUGACCGGGAAAGGGAUAGUGAUCGUGACGCGUCGCGUCUAGAUGAUCAAAGUGGUCGGUAUAGAGAGAGAAGAGAAGGGAGGAAGUCUCCGGAUUAUCAGGAGGUCGUAAUGGACACUAGAAGUAGCCGAGCAGGGCCUGAUGGUGAUGUGAUCAAAUCAGAGCGUCAACCUUCCAGUUCGGUUGUUCAAGAAGAGAAUGGGAAUAUCUCAGAUCAGACAACAAAAUGGGUCUCCUCCAGGGAGGCGGCUGAGCUGUCUGGAGGAUCAGACAGAGGUACAAGACAGAAAGCGUCUGAGAAGACACCAAAGACGGAAGAUGGUGUUUUGGGCGAGUUUCAUGGUUCGGCAAAAGCUUCUCCCCGCCCCAUGGUUGAAAGAUCUCCUUCUUCGACAAGCCUUGACCGGAGAUUCAAUAAUAAUCAGAGUAGUGCAAGAUGGAGCAAUGAGGUUGAAGAAACCGGCCUUAGGAACAACGCGAGAGAUUUUUCAGCACCUGAGGACGAAAGGCUUCGGGCAGACGACACAUCCCAGGGAGACAUAUCCUUUAACAAUAAAGCCAACCAGAACAAUUCUUCUUUUCCUCCACGACCUGAAUCCAGGAGUGGCAUGAGUAGUCCUAGAGUGGGCCUUCGAGAAGACGACAACAGGGCCAACACCGGUGGGCGUUAUAGGAGAGGCGUUGAUGGGAUGAUGGGAAGAGGGCAAACACAGAGUAAUAAUGCUUGGAGAGGUGUCCCAAGCUGGCCAGCUCCACUUCCGAAUGGGUUCAUACCAUUCCAACACGUUCAACCUCAUGGUUUCCAGGCUAUGAUGCCGCAAUACCCAUCUCCAUCUAUCUUUGGAGUCAGGCCUUCAAUGGAGAUGAACCAUUCUGGUAUCCCUUACCAUAUACCUGACGCUGAGAGGUUUUCCGGUCACAUGCGUCCUCUCGGGUGGCAGAACAUGAUGGAUAACUCGGGUGCUUCUUCUCACAUGCAUGGCUAUUUUGGGGAUAUGAGCAAUAGUGCUUUCAGGGAUGAAUCAAACAUGUAUGGAGGAUCUGAGUGGGACCAUAACAGGCGGAUGCAGAGCCGUGGCUGGGAGUCUGGUGGAGAUGAAUGGAAAAAUCGAAAUGGAGAUGCCAGCAUGGAAGUCUCGUCAAGAUCUGCUAAAGAUGAUAACUCGGCUCAGGUUGCUGAUGGUGAGUCCCCCGGUGGCCAAACAAGCCACUCUGAAAAUAACAGGGGGAAAAGCGUUGAAGCUGGGUCUAAUCUAACGUCUCCUGCGAAAGAAAUGGAUGCGAGGUCUCCUAAAAUUAAGGUGGAAGUUGCAGCUGAAGAUCAUGUUGCAGAAACUACUGAUAAGAGAAGUGAACGUUUUUGCCGGCAUUAUCUCUCAAAGCUUGAUAUGUCGGUAGAACUUGCUGAUCCUGAGCUGCGUAAAUGCAUCAGCGUAUUGAUGGGUGAAGAACAUCAACCAAUUGAUGAUGGAGCUGCUGUGUUUGUAAAUCUCAAGGAAGGUGGGAAGAGAGUGCCAAAAGGCAACAGUACUUCUUCCUUGGCGACUCUUUCAUUGUUUCCUUCUCAAAACAGUUCAUUGUUUCAGAUAGCGAUGGAACUCUACAAGGAGCAAAGAGUUGAAAUGAAGGGUCUUUUAAAUGUUGAGAUUCACAGGCCUUCUCAAGCCUCUCCUUCAAGCUUGGUUAAAGUCGAUGUGUCAGAUUCAGACACAUCCCAAAAGGAAAAUCAGGAAGAAUCCUUACCUGUUGAUGCUGGAUUGGAGAUGGGAACACAAGUUGAAAGAUCUUCAUCUCCCAUCCCAGACAAGUCACCGGAGGCUGUGGCCUCUGAUCAUAUUGAAGAUUGUGAGGAAGAUGGAAAGCCAGAUGAUGGAGCCGCUGUGGACCAAACAAUGGACACGGCUCCUGAACAUGAUGCUGUUACAGAAGGAGAUCCUGUUACCUUGACCGUAGCUUCACCAGAAGCUCUGGAGGCUAUGGAGGUUGAAGAGGGGAAGGUGUUGUGUGAAGACAAGGAAAUGGAAGAAGCAGAAGAAGAGAAGGAAGUUGAAGCUGUUGAAGGUAAUGGAGAUGUAUCUCCAAAGGUAAAGGAAUCAUUAGUUAAUGAAACUGACGAGUCAGUAAUAAGUCAGAUACCUGAUGCUACUACUCAAAGUACACAUUAAAAGACAUUUCUAUUUUGCAUCUCCUUUCUGUUUUGUUUUUGCUUUUCAUUUUCAAUGCCUUAUUAAAAAAACAUUGCUUAAUUUUGUUCUGUUA